Messenger RNA from Corticium candelabrum, 1759 nucleotides. RefSeq names its product nicotinamide phosphoribosyltransferase-like. Bases 90 to 1520 code for a protein of 476 amino acids. Gene Ontology annotation, molecular function: nicotinamide phosphoribosyltransferase activity. NCBI's taxonomy places the organism in Eukaryota, Metazoa, Porifera, Homoscleromorpha, Homosclerophorida, Plakinidae. Gene Ontology annotation, biological process: NAD+ biosynthetic process. The transcript is spliced from 16 exons. The record is from RefSeq and is a predicted model, not a curated record.
CGGGAAUGCUGUCGUCAGAUGUGGUAUUCGCCUAGCAACGCGGCUUGAAGUCUAGUGUCCUUGUUCUCGAUCUACACGACAGAUCAGCCAUGUCACGUGUGGAAGACAAUAUUUUGCUGACGACAGAUAGCUAUAAGAUCACACACCAUAUGCAAUAUCCACCAGGAACUACAACUGUUUAUUCAUACUUUGAGUCGCGAGGUGGUAAAUUUCCUUCAACCGUUUUCUACGGCUUGCAAUACAUCAUCAAACGUUGGCUAGUUGGUCAGGUGGUGACUAGAGAGAAGAUUGCUGAAGCCAAGGAGUAUUAUAAUAGUCACUUUAGGGAUGAUGUGUUCAAUGAAGCUGGAUGGUUGUACAUACUGGAGAAACAUGGUGGAUGUCUUCCUAUUAGAAUCAAAGCUGUUCCUGAAGGAAUGGUGGUGCCAUAUAGGAAUGUAUUAUUCACAGUUGAGAACACUGACCCAGAAUGCUUUUGGUUGACCAACUUCUUAGAGACCUUGAUGGUGCAGGUUUGGUAUCCUAUGACUGUUGCAACUAACUCGAGAGCACAAAAAGAAAUAAUUGCUAGGUAUUUGGAUGAGACUGCUGAUACAUUAGAUGGACUUCCAUUCAAACUGCAUGACUUUGGAUUCAGAGGUUGUACUUCUGUUGAGUCAGCAGGAAUUGGAGGGUCAGCUCAUCUUGUCAACUUUCAAGGAACAGACACCAUAGCAGCUCUAAUUUAUGCCAAACAGUAUUAUGGCUGCCCUAUGGCUGGCUAUUCCAUUCCAGCUGCUGAACACAGUACUAUCACAACUUGGGGAAAAAAAGGAGAAAUUGAUGCAUUUCGAAACAUGCUUGAGAAGUUUCCGUCAGGUCUUGUUGCUUGUGUUAGUGACAGCUAUGACAUCUGGAAUGCUUGUGAAAACUACUGGGGAAAGGAGCUGAAAGAAGCAGUUAUUGAACGAGGAAAGCUUGGGACACUAGUCGUACGGCCUGAUUCAGGAGAUCCAAAAACAGUUGUAGUGAAAGUGUUAAACAUUUUAGAAAAGAGUUUUGGAACAAGUCGAAACGGCAAAGGCUAUAAACUGUUGCCUUCUUAUAUUAGGAUCAUUCAGGGUGACGGCAUCAGCUAUGAGUCUCUUCAAGGCAUAUUGGAGGCAUUAAAGGUUGCUGGUUGGAGUGCAGACAAUAUAGUGUUUGGAAGUGGAGGGGCACUUCUACAACGUAUUGAUCGAGACACAGAGAAAUGUGCCUUUAAGUGUUGCUUCGCCGAAGUGAAGGGAAAGAGUAUCAAUGUGUAUAAAGAUCCAAUAACUGAUAGAGGCAAAGUAUCUAAGAAAGGGCAUUUGACGCUUGAGUAUGACAAAGGACACUUCAAAACUCUUCAGGAGGGCAAAGGGGAUCCAGCAAAGGAUAUGUUGGUAACCGUCUUUGAAAAUGGGAAGCUGGUGAAAGAAUAUAGUUUUGAUGAAGUUCGAGAAAACGCUGAACUGCCAUUAGUGAAAAAAAAACGGGCAGCCAUGGUGACUUCCUGACCAGAGAUGUGGGAAUAAUUUUGCUUGCAGCAAAUUGUUCUUACUUAGUUGGCAAUACUAGUCUACUUACUAGAUUCAUGUGACUCUUUUAUAUUGUCUUGCUGUUGUGUGUAGUGCUAGAAAAGCGUAAGAUAGAUACUCUCCAGAUUUCAGAUUGUUUCAUAAUUUUGUUUAAGAAUAAAUUGAAAUCUGUUUUGCUUUCAUCGGGAGAGGAUCGAGCAAUAUACUUAUGGUUUACU